GCGUUCUCUUUGAGAUCGAAGAAGAAUGAUGGGAACUGACAUUCAGUUUUGCACUCUCGUGAAACUGCUCUUGUCACAACUCCGAAGUUGCUCUUAUUGGCACACCUCCGACGCAACUCGAAAGCAAUCCGACCAACAUGUCCAUCGUGAACCCCACCGGCAUUAUCCAUAUUGAUAUUUGGUACUAUUUUCUGAUCUUGGCGCUUGGUCCUGGCAGUGUUUUGUAUCUCGUGUUGUUCCGUGCGAGACGCCAACGGUUGAUCACUGCGUACCAUGAAACUGGAGUGAAAGUGUUGGGGAUGGUGACACAUCGCAAGCUGAUCGUCAAACGUGGAGUCGUUACAGGCAUCGAGCAGUCGAGGACCCAUCAUAUCCGCUACGCGUACAAGCCACCGGGAUCUGACAUGAUUCACAUCAAGAACUACGUGCAGGUGGGCCGGGAACAUUUGCGGCGGCGCGUCAUGGUCGUUGUGGUUCUACCCGGACAGCCCGAAUCAGGAGUUCCCAAGUUUCUGCUCCCCAGUGGAGCGUCGUGUCUGGAAUCAUGGCCUGGGUAUCUGGGUUGUUGGGCCAUGUCACUAGCGUUCUUGGCGUAUUCCGUGCUGGUGUUCGGCCUGCUCAUUGCCUUUGAGCUACAAACAUCUACACAAUGCAAGGAAACCAAUCACAGUCAAAAGCAAUAUACAUGCAACGUCACCAUUGCCGAUUAUUGGGAGGGAUUGCUGGCUGUGCUCGUGUUGGGGGCACUUGGAGCCUACAUUCAAUUCCGAUGCCAACAAUCUGUCAUUCCGGGCACUGUGUGGCGCAAAGAAGUCUGUUCUGUCACACCAGUAGUCGCCACUGCCACGCCAGUGGACUCGUCGUCGUCGUCGUCCUGGCGGCGAUACACGAGGAUGGACAAUCGAGCUGAAAUACCAUUGGCAGAAGCAGCCGCGGUCCUCACUUCGGACGAGGCGGCACAUGCCACCAUUACUGUUCAAUCUAGCGAUGCAGUAGCGGUGCCCCGUUGCGUCCAACAAAGCGACGACGUCGAACUGGUCUCUCCCGGUACUAUUACUGCUGCCGCCGUCUCAACAAUAUCCACAACAACGGGACAAGAGACCCCUGAUGACAAGGAGGCGUUCAUUGUGUAAUACUGUUGUGGUUGUAAAAAGUGUCGAUUGGCUUCAAAACUGGUCUCGACGGCGGCACUCGCAAAAGACAUCCUAUAACUACUAAUAUGAUACUCAUAUAUAUACCGAACUGAAUGUCUGCAUGCCUGACAUUGUCAAUUGUAUGGCCAUCGGAUACUUCUAUGGUUCAUCCUCCGC
Seminavis robusta is the source of this 1310-nucleotide messenger RNA. NCBI's taxonomy places the organism in Eukaryota, Bacillariophyta, Bacillariophyceae, Naviculales, Naviculaceae. The record is from the annotation of a GenBank genome assembly.